Trifolium pratense (red clover) is the source of this 923-nucleotide messenger RNA. RefSeq names its product trafficking protein particle complex subunit 1. The record is from RefSeq and is a predicted model, not a curated record. Lineage: Eukaryota; Viridiplantae; Streptophyta; Magnoliopsida; Fabales; Fabaceae. Gene Ontology annotation, cellular component: TRAPP complex. The transcript has 5 exons. The coding region runs from base 203 to 712 and encodes 169 amino acids. Gene Ontology annotation, biological process: endoplasmic reticulum to Golgi vesicle-mediated transport.
UCAAUUACGCACCGCGAACACCCCACCACUUCUCAGUUCUCCUUGGUACGUAGUAGUAUCAGAAACUAGAAGUCGGAGUCGCGCUGAUCUUAACCCAAUUCACCGGAAAACGCUGCCGGAGUUCGUGCCGGCUGCCAGAAACAGUUACAAACACUCGUCCAGGUUUAUUUUUCAGUAGUAAGUAUCAAUCAAGGAUUGAAAAAUGCAGUUCUUUGGUGGUUCUGAGAUCAGUCCGUCACCGCCUGCGCCAACUGCAUCAGGAAACAAUGGUCAUAUGUUGUAUGUCUUCAAUAGGAAUGGUAUAUGCUUGCUUUAUAGAGAGUGGAAUCGUCCCUUGCAUACGUUGAAUGCUCAACAAGAUCAUAAGUUAAUGUUUGGUUUGCUCUUCUCACUCAAGUCAUUAACUGCCAAGAUGGAUCCUACUAGUGCCGAGAAAGGAAACCUUGGCGUGCCUCAGUUACCCGGUCAAGGUUGUUCAUUUCACAGUUUUCGCACUAAUACAUAUAAACUUAGUUUCAUGGAAACUCCUUCUGGAAUAAAGAUUAUCUUGGUAACUCAUCCUAGAACUGGUGAUCUUCGGGAGUCCUUAAAGUAUAUCUAUAAUUUGUAUGUUGAAUAUGUUGUCAAGAAUCCACUCUAUACACCUGGAUCUCCUAUCAGGUCUGAGCUGUUCAAUACAACUUUGGACCAGUAUGUGAGAGGCAUUGCAUAGAAGCUGAAUGGUUACAACUUACCAAUAUUGAUGAUGAACUCAUAUGUUGUAGAAUGUCUUGUUUUGCAUGAUGGUCACUGCAUUAUCGGUCACAAACUCUUAGUAACUCUUAGGAAGGCCUCAUGUUGUUUAUGUUUAUGUUAAAUGGUGUGAUAAUGUUAAUACUUUAUACAUUGGCCAAAAUUUAAACCAAAUAAGCACUUAAAUUUUA